This is a messenger RNA of Leptinotarsa decemlineata (Colorado potato beetle), 342 nucleotides long. RefSeq lists its product as uncharacterized. The record is from RefSeq and is a predicted model, not a curated record. NCBI's taxonomy places the organism in Eukaryota, Metazoa, Arthropoda, Insecta, Coleoptera, Chrysomelidae.
AUGGAAAGAGCACUCUUUCUAGACCAGUUCAACGCUCAACACCCCAGCAUCAAGGUCACUAUGGAGACUGAACUGGACCAGUGGAUAGCAUUACUAGAUGUACUCGUCGAACGAUGUGAUGUUAGACUAACCUACAAGCUUUACCGAAAACCCAUGCAUACGAAUAGAUACCUGCACGCACUAUUAAACCACCAUCAUAAUCAACAUAGAGGGGUCAUCUCUACUCUAAUUGAAAGGGCUCAGAGAAUAUGUGGGGAAGAAAAGGAGGAAGAACAGGAACAUCUUCAAGUAACCGUGAGGUCAAAUGGAUACGGUGUACCCGAGAUCAGGCCAUACAAUUGA